CCCAUCAUUCGAUCCAAAAGAAAGCCCAUAAAAUUGAAAGCCCAAAUCCGUCACAUGAUUAACAUUCGUCCAAAAGCUUGGGUUAGUUUUGUUCCGAGGCUUCAGGCCCAAUAAUUACGGCCCAGGAUUGCAUCCAAUUAACCAUAUCCGGUUCCACUAAAUGAAAGUAAGAAAUAAGUCCAAGUGUAUCGCAAAUCGCCGGUUGGCUCCUUUUCUCUCCAUUUCGCCAAUGAGGAAUCAGACAAAGAUGGCGAUCCUUGUGUUGGCAGUUUCUUGUUCGAACCGAUGCUUACAGCAGCUUUGUGAUACCUCCCCACUAGAUGCCAUGCCGGAUUCUACAACCAUUUCCAUGGCGUUCUCUUCUUUUUCUUCGACUCUUCCUCCUCGACUCCGCUGCCCCGCUGUCUCGUCCUUCUCGGCUCUGCUUUUGCCGCCUCCUCUCCUCCUCCCACAUUCAGCUCCGAUUCCGACAAAAUGAAGCCCCCCGCCGAUAAAUCAAUUCCUCCGGGACCGUAUGUCCGGACUCGAGAAGCUCCGGUGUUUCUCGGACUUCGGAAAGGCAACGACGCGCUGACGAGCGCUAGGGCUCGGUCUCCGACCCCGAAAUCCGAGAGUGGAAGCCGUAGUGGAAGCAGCUCCGGAAGUCCGCCGGCGAAUUCUCCUCGAUUUUCAUCGGAUGUUGCUAACCGAGUUCCGAUUCCAAGUGGUGGGAAAUUGGUUGCGGUGAGAAGCUCGACGGAGGAGGCUUCGGCCGCCGCUGCGGCGGAGGAUAUUGUUUUCGACAUCAAAACGGUUCGACGCUCCUCGUCGCGGAAGCUAUCAUCAGGUAGUAAGGAAACCGCUUCGUCUGGGCUCCCACGGUCUCGCUCUUACAUCGAUUCUAGCACCAGAAGCGAUCCAGGCAUUCAGCCCAAGCUCCCGAGCAAGGAAAACACUUCGUCUCGACUCUCCAGGUCGGCUUCCUACAAUCCGAGCGUCGAUUCAAGCGGUACAGAUGAUUCAGGUAGUGAAUCCAAGCGCCGUCCAAGCAAGGAACCCGCUUCUGCCGCCGGCAUCCCAAGGCCGCGUUCGUCCAAAUUGAGUGCCGAUGCGAGCAGCACAGACGACUCAGGGAAUGAAUCCAAGCGCCGGAGUAAGGAAACCACUUCCCCCGGACUCCCUAGGUCUCGUUCUCACAGCGUGAGCAGCGAGUUAAGAGGCAGCAGAAAUGAUUCAGGGAGUGAAUCUUCUUCGUCUGGAGUCCGAAGGUCUCGCUCGUACAAUUCGCCUGGCGGUUCAAGUGGCACCAACGAUUCACAGAAUGAAUCUAAGCCAUCUGCGGUGGAAGCAUCACGCGAUAAUCCUGGAAGAUCCUUUCAUCUCAGCGAAAGCAAGCCAAUCCCAUCAAAGCUUCCACUCCCUCAGUCAGCAGCAUCAUUCUACAAAGGCUUUUCCCCGCAGCUGUGCCAAGUAGUGGAGUCGUGUGAAAGUAUUAAGAGGGUGAAUCAGUACUUGAAAUCUAGGAAGGAUGAUGUUCGAGGUGGUGUGCCUGGGAAGUUCUUGCAGGCCGUAAUUGGCCAAGACAUGCCUGGUAUUGGAUCGAUUGCUUCAACUAUUCUGUAUGCCUUCUACUUGCACGAAACACUUGGGAAUGACCAAUUAUGUACUGUGCCUGUCAUCAAUAUGAAGAGGGCUGACUUAGCAUCUCACCCUGAAAUAAGCUGGUUGCUAGAUUCAUGCCAACUUGACGAGUCAUCAUUGAUUUUUGUGGAUGAGAUUGACCUGCAUUACUAUGAUCUUUUCGGGAGUCUUAAGGUUGUUCUGAUCGGCGGACACAAACUCGCUACAAAGCAAGAGGCACUAAAGGGAGCUGUGGUUGAAGUAUUUCAUUGCAGAAAGGCCGAGUCUUUGUACCCCGGGGUUCAGCUUGUAACUGGGUCUGAGAAUGACUCCUGCUGUACUGUGAUCGCGGAGAAGUUUGUUCUAUGGUCCCCAGAGACUUUAGCUGGGCUGGGGUUUAGCAGGCUUUUGCUAGCAGGCAUCCUGUUAGAUACUGGAAAUCUUUCCAAAGCACAAUGUAGCUCCAAAGACAAAUAUAUGGCCACCUUGUUGAUCAGUGGUGCUGGCCACUACGGGUUCAAUGGUCUUUACCAGAUAUUGAGACAGCAGAAGCACGAUGUGCCUCAUAAUCUGAAAGCAUUUGAAGUGCUGCAGAAGGAUUUCAAGAAGUGGGCUAGAGCUGCUAAAUUGGAUUCCAGCAGUUCAAAAUCAAUAGCUUCAAAUUUUGGGAUGAGUUCUACGGGCAUGACAAUCAAGCAACUUCUAACUCGUGAGGAUUUUUCAAUUGAAGCAAUCAAACACUUUCUAGAGUUCGAGAAACUUCGACUGCUAUUGGUUGUGUCUGGCUAUUACGAUUCACAAAAGAACUUCAAGCGGGAGAUACUAAUUGUUGCUGAGUCCGCGGAUGCAACCAAAAGUCUCUUGAAGUUCUUUGAUGCCAACGCUUCUGAACUGCCACUCAAACCUCUUCACUCUCUAGGGCUAAAGGAUGAGAUGAGGGCACUUGAAAUCGAAAAAAUCAUAUCUAGAAAGACCAUCGAGCAUCUGUUGGAUGAAUUUCUCGGGCCAUCAUAUUCAAGAUGUCAGUAAUAAUCUCUUGGCUGGCAAAUGGCAUUGUGAAGAGUUGAGUACAGUUUGUAUUUGAAAAUUAUUGAUGGAUUUAUGAUGACUGACCUGCUGUAAUGAUUCUCGUCUCGACGCUGUUUUUUUUCUCUCGAGUCGAGUAUCGUCUACUUACUCUUCUUCUUUCUUCCGUUUGGAUUGCCCCUCUUCUUAUUUCUUCUGUAUGUGUGUGUUGUCCAUUUCCUCGCCCUUGCGAAUUUAUUAGGCACUGAAUGUCAAUGUUCUUGUUAGAUAGAGUUUGCAAUGAAGGGGUUGAACCUCUGUGUGGUGUUUGCUUAGACGUUUCUUACAGAACUUACAUAUGUUGAAAGUUACAUCGUGUACUGCUUGUAAACCGAACUAGGUUUUCUGUCGAC
This is a messenger RNA of Linum tenue, 3017 nucleotides long. The record is from the annotation of a GenBank genome assembly. Lineage: Eukaryota; Viridiplantae; Streptophyta; Magnoliopsida; Malpighiales; Linaceae.